AUGCAUAAAGCCCUCUUCAGACUUGGGAGUCGUGGCCUUGAACAGAACAGAGAAAGUCAUCCUUGUGAAGCUUCCAUUCUGGUGGGGAAGCCAGACAAUCAACAAGGAAUUAAAUGUGAUGAAAGGAGUAUUGACAGCAGGGAUCCUUGUCUGAUUCCUCAUUUGAUAGUGACCAUCGUUUUUUUUCUAGAUGUCUCUACCUUAGUUGGAAGAUGUCCCAGUCUUGUCCACCUAGACUUAAGCGAUAGUGUCAUGCUGAAAAGUGACUGCUUUCCGGAAUUUUUCCAGCUCAACUACCUCCAACACCUAUCACUCAGUCGGUGCUAUGACAUAAUACCUGAAACUUUACUUGAACUCGGAGAAAUUCCCACACUAAAAACACUACAAGUCUUUGGAAUCGUGCCAGACAGUACCCUUCAACUAUUAAAGGAAGCCCUUCCUCAUCUACAAAUUAAUUGUUCCCCUUUCACCACCAUCGCCAGGCCAACCACAGGCAACAAAAAGAACCAGGAGAUAUGGGGCAUCAGAUGCCGACUGACACUGCAGAAGCCCAGUUGUCUAUGAAGUUAUCUAUUGCAGGAUGGUGUCUCCUCUUUUCUUUGAACAGGGAAAGUAGGCAGGAAGCCCAAUUGUGGAGAGCUCAGCUAUUUUUAUUCUUGGUUUUCUCUUGCCUUCAUUCUCCAAGUAUAUUAGAGAACCGUUGGAGGGAGAAAGCUAUGAAGUGUUGCUUUUGAAAAAUGACUAUGAAAGCUUUUAUCACUGCUAUAUCCUUAAGAGCCUAAGCUGUAUGCCUUUUGAAAUUUUAGGAGAGUGAGCCUAUAAUUUCAAGAUACCUUAAAGAGCAAACUUUGAGCCACCUCUUCCAAGUGCCCUUCUUAUUAAAUCUAUUUAGAAUCAAGCUUAAAAAUCACCAUCAGCAAAUCAUUUUCAUAGCCUAUAUGGCAAUUGAACUUUCUUCUAUUUAAUUUUUCAGUACUGCUUUAUAAGACGUAGGUUGCAAAAAAUAAUAAGCUAUUUGUAUUGUAAGCUGAACAGAAUGAGAAACAUAGAUUUGCGGCAGUCUGCUGAGGAUAGAAAGAAAAAUACACAUUUCAGCUUUGCCUUUAGAUUUGCAAUUAGGUAUACGGAAACAAAGAGCCCCAGGUCAUUCACCUUAAAACCUAAAUAAAAAAACAACCGGCCAACCAGAGGUAUAGAAUUAGUUAGAAUUUACAGGCUCAAGAGGCAAUUUUCUAUGACAGGUUAACCUGGGGGAUCCUCUAAUGCACAUUAAUGAAGUCUCCUUUAUGUACUGUGUUCCCAGCAUUCUCAAUUAGCUGAGGAAAUUUAAUUGUGGACUUCUGACUUUAUGAUCAAAUUAUGUUCACAUAGGUUCUUUAGCUUUUAAAGUGACAUGCUUUGUUUUAGAAAGGUGGUAGGAACCAGUCAGUCUCUAAUUCUUAAAAUGGAUGGAAUGCUGAACUGAGUUUACCUGUUGUUUUCCUUUAUCACUGAGGUUCUUGAGUUAGUUUUGUAUUACUCUGGAAUCAAGUAUUUUAAAUUAUCCUUUUUCUUUUAAAUGGCCUCCCACAAUGAUUGAAACAACCCAUUUUAUAAGGUUACUGGACCGAGAGUUCCCUAAGAAGAACCGCAUGUUCCUUUCAAUCAGAAAUACACAGCAGAAGCACGUGUAUGUUCCACGCAGUUUCAGAGCAGUUAGCAUAGCUGGCACCUGCAUAAACGUUAAGGCUCAGGUGUUGAACCUUUUGAUGGCAUCAGUGAUUUUUUUUUUUUUUAAUGAUACAUGGAAGCAAAAGGAUUAAAUUCUACUUUAAAAAACACAAAACACUAAUUUCUUAUUUAAAUUGAUGACCUCCCCAUAUGUUCAAAAUGGAACAAAAAGCCCAAACUCAUCAUUUCUAUUAACAUUGCUUUUUCUAAAUCAGAUUUUUCAAAUGUUAGAAACAAUGGUAUGAAGUGCCCUUAUCUGCUCAGACCUAAGGAAGAACAUUUUAAAGUAGUGUUAUACAGGAAAUGAUUAGGUUUCAAUUCCAUAGUAGUUAAAAUGUGCUAAAUACUACUUGAAAUUAUUGUUUACAGAUUAGUGACAAGGGCUGGAGGUAGGAUCCGGUUGGCCUCUGACUUCCGGAUGCCCUCAGACAUACAGUACUUCCAAACUCAAGUCCAGCCGUAAGCUACUUUGCUAACAUGUCAGAGUAAUCUGUAUUUUUGUAUGGGAUUUCUACUU
Messenger RNA from Physeter macrocephalus (sperm whale), 2227 nucleotides. RefSeq names its product S-phase kinase associated protein 2 (gene SKP2). NCBI's taxonomy places the organism in Eukaryota, Metazoa, Chordata, Mammalia, Artiodactyla, Physeteridae. The transcript is spliced from 4 exons. The coding region runs from base 1 to 564 and encodes 187 amino acids. The record is from RefSeq and is a predicted model, not a curated record.